Oncorhynchus tshawytscha (Chinook salmon) is the source of this 1192-nucleotide messenger RNA. Its product is annotated as dromaiocalcin-2. The record is from RefSeq and is a predicted model, not a curated record. NCBI's taxonomy places the organism in Eukaryota, Metazoa, Chordata, Actinopteri, Salmoniformes, Salmonidae. The transcript is spliced from 6 exons. Bases 107 to 763 code for a protein of 218 amino acids.
CACACAAGGUGACUGAUGAACAGACAGGGGUAAGAGACACAGAGAGCUACUUCAACUCUUCAAAAUUUCAACUUCUUCAAACAGCAGACAGGAGACAGGUGGUUGAAUGAAGCCUCAACCACUAAACAUGCUGUGGAGUGUCUCUCUCUGCCCUUUAAUGGGAGUUGUGUUGCUAGCCCAGAUGGUCAAUGCUGUGACAGACUCAACCACCACCACAAAUUCUACCACUACUCCAACACACUCCUCCUCUCAAUCUCCCACCUCCACCAGUGCUUCUACCCUUCUCCCCUCCACUUCCACUCCACCUCCUCCUUCCACCAGUGUCACCUUCUUGAGGAGGAAGGUAAUGGUGGUGAGGGAGAAGCUGUGCUGGUCCGAUGCUCUGUUCUACUGCAGAGACCAUGACUGGGACCUGGUCAGUGUUCGCAACGAGACAGAGCAGAGGGAGCUGGAGAAACUGGUGAAUGGCAGUAACUUCAUCACCCCCCUCACCUCCCAUCUGUGGCUGAGCCUGUCCAGGUACAUCCUGGGAGACACGUGGUACUGGAUGACCGGAGACCGUAUGAACUACACCCACUGGGUGAACGGUGUCGCCCCUAGGAAGGACAUCUGCAACCCCUGUGGAGCGAUGACCAACGGGGCCAACGGAGGGAACUUCCUCUGGGUGGAGCGGCUCUGUGAUGACCAUUACAACUUCCUCUGUUACUCAGGUCCUGAAGCAGGAGUCAACAGAGUGUAUUUCUACAGCAGCAGAUGGCCAUAGUGAGGCGCUGUGGAGCUCCAGAGGCUGACAUCCAAUCCCCUUUAUAUUUUCCUGUUGUAAAAUUAAUAUUUAGAUUCAGCUUUAAAGAUACUUAGAGGUUGUCUGACCAGGUAACUUUUACUGAGAGUAGCUAUUGUAGCUGGUAGGUGAGAGUAUUUGAUGGCGCUUAACAAUGUGGCCAUACAGGAUUUGGAUUCUGCCAUUCAUUGAUUCUGUUGGAGGCUCUAGAACAUUCUAAUAGUAUUUUCCUGUUGUAAAAUUAUCACAUUUAGUUUAACAUUUUCUAACAUUGUGUGUGAUUUAAUAAUAAUGUUAUAGAUUAUGAGAGUAUUGUUUCUUUAUACAAUCACGAUGCUGUCAAAGUGUGUUUUUAAAAAAAAAAAAAAAAAUUGUAUUUUUAAUUGUAUUUUUAUUAACAACAAAUCAAUA